UGCCGGAGCAAGUGCAGCCGCCACUGUAACAUCCUGGUCUUUAACUCUGUCACAGGGCACUGGGCGACCUCUUGGCCAGCAGUAAGAGGCAACCUACUCCACCUGCCUAGUCGCCACCCCCGACACUCACGAGGGUGGCAGCAGCAGGUGGGAGACCAGCGGCCUCGGGUUCACAGAGAUUGCCAAAGGCCACCGGUAGUGCGGAGACGGGGGAGUCUGCAUCUUCAAACUCUCCUUGGAGCAACCUUGCCUAAGACCUGGGAGCCACGACCACCCAACUCCAAUUCCGAGGCUGACGUGAGUCGCUAGCAAGAGUGAGAUCGCAGGGGGCAGGCUGCAGACGGCUUGCGGGAGGGGGAUCUUCUUGACUGAAUUGGACCAAUUGGGACUAUCAGUAGCCUCACCUGUGAGGCCUUGUUUUCUCAUCAUCCUUGGAAAGAGAUCUCGGCACCCUGGAUCUUUCUGUGGUUUCUCGAGGCAGCUCCACAGCGCAGCAGCGCGCAUACAGCUGCCUCAAGGAGUUGGGCAAGAUGGUAUUUGGAGUCCAGGACAUUGCACUGUUAGAACACGGUUGCAAGGCCUUGGAGGUAGACAGUUACAAGUCGUUGAUGAUCCUGGGGAUCCCAGAGGACUGUAGCCACCAAGAAUUUGAAGACAUCAUACGGAUUCCCCUCAAACCUCUGGGCAAGUUUGAAGUGGCUGGGAAGGCCUUUCUGGAGGAGGACAGAUCCAAGGCAGCCAUCAUUAGGUUGGCAGAAGACCUCAACUACGAUGUGGUCCCCAGGGAGAUCAAAGGCAAGGGCGGUGUGUGGAGAGUGGUUUACAUGCCCAAAUGGCAGGACAUCGAAUUCCUCACCAAACUCAAUUUGUUCCUGCGGAAAGAGGGCAGGACGGUAGAAGAUGUGGCCCGCAUCCUCAGGCAGGAGCUGUGUCCCACUACAGUAGGUCUUGGAGAGCUACCUCCCGGGAAGUGCUGCCUGUUUCCGCAAGGGGAGAAUGCAGACAAGGGGACCACCGCCAAGGGGCAUGGGGUCCCCCUUCUGGAGGACCCAGAGAAGGAGGGCAAGCCUGAAGAAGGAAAGAAGGGCAAGAAGAAGAACAAGAAACAUCGACGCCGACAGCAGGCUUCUGAUAAGAAGCUGUGAGUUAAAUUGAAUGAGUGUGUAUGGGGGGGUGCGCUAAGGGAGGGUGGGAGUCAUCUGAGUGGGUUGGGCGACUGUGGGAAGGUGCAUAGCGUUUUGGGACUGAGUGACUGUGGAUAGCAGGUGAUAGACAGUGGAUGGGUGGCUUUUGAGCCAGAAAGAUUAUCAUCUGAGUGUGGCACAUGAUAUUUGACCUUUGUCAGGAAAGCCUCUUUAUUUUGCUCAAUCCUGGGGCCUGAGCUAGGGCCUCAAGCAUGCUACACAAGCCAAGCGCUCUAUCACUGAACUACGCACCUGGAUCCUCACUGGGAGAUUCUAGGGAAACUGUUAGUGAGCUAUAUCCUUAGUCUGAGCCUAGCACUUCCUAGCUUGUGGCCUACAGCUGAGUGGGUGUGGCCUACAGCUGAGUGGGUGUGGCCUACAGCUGAGUGGGUGUGGCCUACAUCUGGCUGAAUGUUUUUUGUUCACUCUGUAUAUGCUUAUUUCACACCCACCGUAUUCCAGAAUGGUACUUGGAUAUUGGAAUAAAGAGGGAGAAAAAGCCAACAAAAAUCCUUGACUGUGACACUCAUGACGAGAGCGGUGUUACUCAGAUACACCUAAGUGAGUGAGGUUUUCAUUUAAAUAAAUUUAGAUAAAGUUGAGGGAGCGAAUGUAUGAUUGGGUGUGGACAUGUUAUUCAUUCAAGCAACAAAAAUCUCUUGAGUGUCUACAAUGUGCCAGGUACAGGACAUACAGUCAGUGAUUCUUAGCCUUGACCUCAUGGCUCUAAUUUUCUGUAUUUGAGGAAUUGUGGGUAAUGCUUGAGACUGUGCAAGGAACAUGGAAGUGUGUGUGUGUGUGUGUGUGUGUGUGUGUGUGUGUGUGUAUUGCUUGAGUGAAGGAGAGUAACUUCUGACUGAGAAGGGUCCCAGAGACUUGUAGAAGACUUCUAGCAACUUUGAGGCCAGCAGGAUCAGCCCCACAAAGGGAGAUGAAUCCAAGACUGUUGCCAUAGAGACUGCAGAGGGGACAGGUGCCUGCUAGCCAUUGCCUUGUCCACAAUGACAAGCUUUUGAAAGUGUUUUGCUAGACCUGCCAGAACUGGAGCUGACCCCCGGAAGAACCUGUCCUGAAGAAAAAUCUUUGCAGGGAACGGGACACUAUUCUUCGGACACCAUUGCCAGAGACUUCAAGUUGAAGAUAGUUCAAAAACCACGGUUGACACACGAUCUGCCCACCUGUCUCCACUCAGGACCUUCCUGUUCUGUAUGUGUCCCUAAACGGCUGUGGCUGUUCAGUACAUGGUGACUCUCCCUUACUGAAAGGAAGGUCAGGGGUGACACCCUUAAUUUAGAUUAGCACCUUGGGUAAGUGUGUAGGUCUCCCCAAAUUAAAUCCCAGGAAUCAUGACUUGGAGGGGAGAGAGUGUUGUUGAAGCAGGAGAUCAAGAGUUUGACGCCAGCCUUGGCUGUAUAGCAAGUUUGAGGUCCGUUUGGGCGACAUCGUAGCCUGUCUCAAUAAAUAAGGAGUCCUCAAGUCUA
Mastomys coucha (southern multimammate mouse) is the source of this 2665-nucleotide messenger RNA. RefSeq names its product paraneoplastic antigen-like protein 8C. Lineage: Eukaryota; Metazoa; Chordata; Mammalia; Rodentia; Muridae. The transcript has a single exon. The record is from RefSeq and is a predicted model, not a curated record. Bases 531 to 1145 code for a protein of 204 amino acids.